AUCAGGAAAAACAGCGAAAAUGAUGAGCAAUGAAGAAGAAAUAAACUCCUACCAAACUACAACUGAAAAAGAAAACAAUGAAGUCACCAAUAAAGACGGUGACGAAGAUUUCAGCAUGGAUGGUUUUAAUUAUACGGCGGCGGAAGCUUUCAUUCAAGGAUUAGCUGGCCUUGUUAAUCAAAGUGAUGUGGAAAACAUAAUCAGAGCACAAAAACAAAUGUUACAGCGUUUUGAGAAAACCAAUGAAAUGCUGUUGAAUUGCAACGCCCUAUCGCAGUCACGUCUGAAACAGGCCUCCGAUGAUUUCAAGCGACACUGUAAAGUACUGGCUGACAUGAAAAAAGAUUUAGAUUAUAUUUUUCGAAAGAUAAGAUCGAUUAAGCAGAAACUAAGUCAUCAAUAUCCUCAGGCAUAUGCUGAAGCCCCACAACCACAGCGUAGCAGUUUGGCUGAAGAAGCUGAGGAUGAGACAGAAAUGCGUAAAAAUAAAGAAAAAUCACAGGCCGACAAUGCAUCGUCCUCCACCUCUGCGAGUAAGCCACAGAAAUCAACUACUACAGUGGAAUAUGUUCAAAUGGAAGAGACCAUCGAUAAUGGUAAACCCAUUGAAAAUGAUUUAAUUAAACGUGUCUGCUCUAUAGAAACAACUAAUCCUAAUGAUUCUUCGGAUUGUACCUCAGAAGAUACUGGUUGA
Musca vetustissima is the source of this 694-nucleotide messenger RNA. Its product is annotated as kxDL motif-containing protein CG10681. NCBI's taxonomy places the organism in Eukaryota, Metazoa, Arthropoda, Insecta, Diptera, Muscidae. Gene Ontology annotation, biological process: lysosome localization. The coding region runs from base 20 to 694 and encodes 224 amino acids. The record is from RefSeq and is a predicted model, not a curated record. The transcript has 2 exons. Gene Ontology annotation, cellular component: BORC complex.